Molecule: messenger RNA, 2424 nt
Organism: Hyaloscypha bicolor E
Lineage: Eukaryota; Fungi; Ascomycota; Leotiomycetes; Helotiales; Hyaloscyphaceae
Exons: 1
Coding region: 7-2385 (792 amino acids)
Source: RefSeq, a predicted model, not a curated record
GUUAAUAUGGAACACCUGGUCUUUAUCCCACAAGGACCGCAGGGCGUUGUAACGGCAUCUAGAAAUCUGACUCUGGCAACUGAUUGGACCUACGAGUCGGACGUAAUUCCAUUCCAACCACCUCUAACACCAUGGCUGGGAUUUGAUCAUCAAAAUGCCGCGACUUCUUUAGAUUUGGAACUAUAUCCGAGACGACGCGGAUGGAAUUAUCAAGAGAUUUGGCAGGGAAAUCUUCGAGAAUCCCAUGCCUCCUUGGCCAGUUUAGAUGGACAUUCGAUCGCCAAUCGAGUCGUCGCCAUGCUCCAGAGCUGGUUUUACAUAGGCCUCUUGGAAUCCGUUAUUGACAAGCCGGUAUCUCCAUCGUACGUUGUACGAACAGACAAAAGUGCAGUAGCAUAUUUAUAUAGCCGGAACCUUCAUUUCUGCCUACAAGCUUGGAUUUUCAAGAUCAGACUCGAAAACGAGGUCCAAAAAGAGGCUAUGAACUUAAGAAUACUCAACUCUUUGGGACUCGUUAGCGAUUGGAUCAAGCGUAUGAAUAUAUAUGCCGAUCGUGACCAGAAAUAUUUCUACAGACACAUGGAGGCUUCCUAUCCAGGGUUUGGAAAGACGUUUACACCCAUUGUACCUUCAAUCAUUCGUCUUGGAGAGGCAAUAGACUGUGCGAGGCUGACAACAUUUGGAAAGGUACCAUCGGCUCUUUCAUGGCAUUAUCCAGACUCUGAAUUUUCGAGCCAAAUUUCCAUUCUCAAAGAUCGUGGCUGGUGCCCCUACACAUUGAGAAUCCUGGGGUCAAGCGCUGGAGCAUCUACAAUUGACUGGUUAACGACGUUCAAUGUUUGGGUAGGAAAUGAGGGCAGGGAACACGAAAGAUGCACCGAAAGUGUUUGUGAGCGGAAUUACUUUGCGUGGGAGAAGUAUAAGAUAAAGCAUCGCCAAGGAUGUGAUGGCCAUGGUUGUCGGUUUCUAAAGCCUCCUUUAGAGAAGACCUUGGACAUCUUGAAACGGGGAUACAUACCUGUCAUUAACUUUCAGUACGAUGGCACCAUCUCUGUUUCGGCCCGAUCGACACAGACGCAAGGAGACUAUCUUGCUUUCUCCCAUGUAUGGGUGGACGGAAUUGGGAGUACCACAGAAGAGGGGCUUCCUGCGUGCCAGUUUGCCUUCCUCCGUGAUGUUGCUUGCGAUGUAAUGAAUGUGCGCGACCCAGCUUUCUGGAUCGACUCCCUCUGUGUACCCAGUCGAAGAAGUGCUCGGCGAAAGGCCAUCAUCGUGAUGCAUGCCACUUAUUUCAACGCAUCAGAAGUAGUGGUCUUGGACAAAACAAUACAAUUGCAUAGCAUAACUUCCCCUUCAGAGGUUACAUUUUGCGCAAUAUUCACUUCGGGCUGGAUGCAGCGGCUUUGGACUUUCCAAGAGGCUCUGCUUGCACAGCGGCUCAUAUUCAAGCUUUCUGACGGUCUUUACAAGUUAGAUGCGCUUGAGAUCAUGAAAUACGGACGUUCUUCGCUUCCUAGCAGUAUCUGUCACGUAUGGCGGGCAUUGGGAUCACAGUUGCUGCGUCUUCGAGGCACUGGCUCUACUACACGGAACAUUGCAAGCGUGAGUAGAGAUCUUGCUUGGCGUUGUACAGCUAGGUACACGGAUGAGACCCUGGCGAUAGCAGGUGUUCUUGGAAUUGAUGCUACACUACUUUUGGAAGAGACCGAAGGCAACACAGCAGAGGUCGACGAUGAUGAGCCUUUCAUACAGUGGUCAGAUCUCUGCGAAAAUUGUAAAGCAGAGCUAGAGUUGCAGAACCGCGCGCUGGCACAACGACGAAUGGCCAUAACUUUAAAGAUUGUCGCCGAACUGCCCCGAGAUAUCAUUUUCUUGAAGUCUCCUAAGCUUUCAAUCGAGAACUUCACCUGGGCGCCUGAGACACUGAUGUCAAGAUCGUCUUACAGGGUCGGGAUUGAGGCGCUGGCGGCGGAUUGCACAGAUGCUGGCUUGACUUCAUAUUGGUGGUUGCUCACUCAGCAGCUGGCAAGAAAAGCUGAUAACAAAGAGGUCAAGUAUGUGGGGUCUUUUGCUGAUCGAUGCGUUUAUCGCAUCUUCUUCCAAAAUACAUGGCCUACACCCCCAGAGGAAUGGGAAUAUGAAGCUAUUGUUCUGGACGGCAAUAUUUCUGACAAUUUCCUGCCAGGUCAGAGCGUCAAUGGAUUGGCAGUCAUGAAAGUCUUCCAAGCAUCUGGGAGGACGACAUAUCGUCCUGUCGGGCCCGUUUUAGUUGAGAAAUUGCAUUUUGAGGAGGCUUUUCUCGACAAGCAGUCUAUGAUGUUUUCUCCGCCGCCUGAGGGUAUCACUGUCGGAGAUCUGUCCUGGGAGACCUUUACUCUUAUCUAGAUUAAGUAUCAGGCGACAAAGGUAGCACUUCCGCUUUCG